AUGACACAAGGAAAUAACACUGACGUGACUGAAUUCUAUCUUCUCGGGUUUGGUGUCCAAUACAAGUUUAGGUAUGUCCUCUUCAUUGUAUUUCUACUGAUCUAUGCAACCUCCAUGGUGGGAAAUAUUGGAAUGAUCCUGCUAAUCAAGACAGAAUCCAGACUUCAAACACCCAUGUACUUUUUCCUACAACAUUUGGCUUUUGUUGAUAUCUGUUACACCUCGGCUAUCACUCCCAAGAUGUUGCAAAACUUUAUAGUCGAAAAUAAAACGAUACCAUUUUGGGGCUGUGUGAUGCAAUUAUUGGUUUAUGCAACAUUUGCUACCAGUGACUCUUACCUCCUGGCAGCUAUGGCUGUGGACCGUUAUGUAGCCAUCUGUAAGCCACUUCGCUAUUCCAUAAUUAUGUCCCGAACAGUCUGCAUCCAGUUGGUAGCGGGUUCAUAUGUUAUGGGCUCAAUAAAUGCCUCUGUACACACAGGUUUUACAUUUUCACGGUUCUUCUGCAAGUCCAACCACAUUGAUCAUUUUUUCUGUGAUGUUCCCCCAAUUCUUGCUCUUUCAUGCUCCAACAUUGACAUCAACAUCAUGCUACUAACAGUCUUUGUGGGAUUCAAUUUGGUGUCCACUGUGUUGGUUGUUAUCUUCUCCUAUAUGUACAUCGUGGCUGCCAUCCUAAGGAUGACUUCUACUGCAGGGAGGAAGAAAGCCUUCUCCACAUGUGCCUCCCACCUGACUGCAGUCACCAUCUUCUAUGGAACUCUCUCUUACAUGUACUUACAGCCUCAUUCUAAUAAUCCCCAGGAGAAUACGAAAGUGGCCUCCAUAUUUUAUGGCAUUGUGAUUCCCAUGUUGAACCCUCUAAUCUAUAGUUUGAGAAAUAAAGAGGUAAAAGAAGCUCUAAAAGUGAAGGGAAAAAGUUCAUUUAGAUUGGAUUCAAAUUUUUCAAAUUCGGCACAUCAAGUAUUCUGUAGAAAUGUAAUAUCACAACUGAAUAUUUCUGAAGUUAAAAACAUGUUCAGCUCUUAA
This is a messenger RNA of Cynocephalus volans (Philippine flying lemur), 1029 nucleotides long. RefSeq names its product putative olfactory receptor 5AK3. The transcript has a single exon. Gene Ontology annotation, biological process: G protein-coupled receptor signaling pathway; sensory perception of smell. Gene Ontology annotation, cellular component: membrane. Bases 1 to 1029 code for a protein of 342 amino acids. The record is from RefSeq and is a predicted model, not a curated record. Gene Ontology annotation, molecular function: olfactory receptor activity; G protein-coupled receptor activity; odorant binding. NCBI's taxonomy places the organism in Eukaryota, Metazoa, Chordata, Mammalia, Dermoptera, Cynocephalidae.